This is a messenger RNA of Homarus americanus (American lobster), 1302 nucleotides long. Its product is annotated as sporozoite surface protein 2-like. The transcript has 3 exons. Bases 1 to 1302 code for a protein of 433 amino acids. Lineage: Eukaryota; Metazoa; Arthropoda; Malacostraca; Decapoda; Nephropidae. The record is from RefSeq and is a predicted model, not a curated record.
AUGGAUGACAGAUUUAUGCUUGCCAUCGACGGGAUAAUUGUCAACGACCACGUCAGCACCUUUGAUUCCGGUUUAGCUAAACUGUUUACUGCAUAUUACAUCUUCAACAUCAAAUAUCCUAUUGAAACUGCAGCAACACUGGAGUUUAUUCAAAGCAUGUGGUUUCCGGCCGGCCAGUUUAACCUUGCUGGUUGGUGCGUAAGACCCACGGCCAGACAACACCACGGCCAGACACAACCCACGGCCGGACACAACCCCACGGCCAGAUACAACCCGGCCAGACCACAACCCCACGGCCGGACACAUCCCCGGCCAGACAACCUCCGGCCAGACAUAACCCCACGGCCGGACACAACCCCACGGCCGAACGCACAACUCCACGGCAGAGCACAACCCCACGGCCAGACACAACCCCACGGCCAGACACAACCCCACGGCCAGACACAACCACCGACAAACACAACCCCGACAAGAGACAACCCCACGGCCGGACACAACCCCACGGCCAGAUACAACCACGGCCAGACACAACCCCACGGCCGGACAUCCCCACGGCCAGACAACCUCACGGCCAGACAACCCCACGGCCGGACACCACGGCCAGACACAACUCACGGCAGACACAACCCCACGGCCAGACACAACCCACGGCCAGACAACCCCACGGGCAACCACCGACAAACACAACCCCGACAAGACACAACCCGGCAGACACAACCCGACAAGAGACAACCCACGGCAGGCAUAACCCCACGGGACAAACCCCACGGCCAGACACAACCCCGGCAGACACAACCCCCGGCAGACCAACCCCCGGACAAACACAACCCCACGGACAAACACAACCCCACGGCAGACAGAACCCACGACACAACCCCCAGCAGACACAACACGGCCAGACACAACCCGACCAGACACAACCCGGCAGACACAACCCCACGGCCAGACACAGCCCCACGACCAGACACAACCCCCGGCAGACACAACCCCGGGCACAACCCCACGGCCAGACACAACCCCACGACCAGACACAACCCCACGGCAGACACAACCCCGGCAGACACAACCCCACGGACAAACACAACCCCACGGACAAACACAACCCCACGGCAGACAGAACCCCACGACAAGACACAACCCGGCAGACACAACCCUACGACAAGACACAACCCCACGGCCAGACACAACCCCACGGCCAGACACAACCCCACGGCCAGACACAACCCCACGGCCAGACACAACCCGGCAGACACAACCCCGGCCAGACACACCCACGGCAGACACAACCACCGACAAAACUAG